Molecule: messenger RNA, 1526 nt
Organism: Caenorhabditis auriculariae
Lineage: Eukaryota; Metazoa; Nematoda; Chromadorea; Rhabditida; Rhabditidae
Source: the annotation of a GenBank genome assembly
AUGCCCGAUACGUCUUGCGUAUUCAAAAGUCUCCGCAAUCGUUCUUUUUUCGAGUUCUCGUUUCAAACAUUUACGACCAUCGGUUAUUCAUAUAGAGGAGCCGACAAGAGUUGUUGCGCAAAGGGCGGCUUGUCUUUUGUGCUGAUCACGCCGCGGGAACGGCGGAAAACGGCUGCCGACUGCUUCCUCCUCAUUUUCGCCCUUCUCCAGAUCGUUUGAAAACCAAUCUUUGGUCUUCACAGUCGCUCUCUUUCUUCAUUUAUGUCAAACAUUUUUUGUGUUAUUGACAAUGCUUUGGUGACCUACCCCUCGAAGGGGCCUUCUCCGGAAUCUUUGCUUGAAAACAAUCGCGCAGGCUGUUUUCGUUCCGUUUCACAUUUACUACAAACGGAACGUCUUGGUUUUAUGGCUGAGAACCUCUUCUGUUUUCAUGGGUUUCACGCUGGCCAUUGAACAUUUUUUCUCGUUUAUUUUACACGUAUUUAGAAAAAAGAACAUUUCUAACCGAAAAUGUCAAAGCUAUGUUUUAUGGCUGGCUAAUCAAGUGUUAUCCGAAUACUCAUUUCAUCUUCAUUUUUCGAAAAGUUCUCUUUCUUUUACAUUUAUCGGUUGGUUAUUUUUUUAUAGCUUUAAAAAAACCAGAUUUGAAUAAGAAAAAAAAAGUUUUUCAGACCAACUCAGAGAAAACUGCUCAUUAAUGGAUAAUAAAGGUUUUUUUCUUACUUUGAUUUUAUCUAUUGAAAUUCCUCGAAACAUUAAAAUACAUUUUUUUCACAGGAUCUCGCAAACGCCGCCGCCCUGUGGGUGAAAAAAAGCAGAAGCGCAGAACACACAAACAGAAGAAAAAAAGUUUGAGAAAGUCUCUGCUCCGACCCGUGCCGAGCUAGCCAACAAACGAAUUUUGGAAUGUAUGCCCCCUUUUUUUUUUUACAAAAGUUCACUUUUUGAAAGUUUCAGGCUCCAAGAUCGAGGUCCUUCCUACGUUUGUCGACGUUAAUGCUCGAAUCUCUAGCAUUUCUGGCGACGCUAACAAAGGUUCUAUUUAUAAAACUUUCUCAUAGUUCAGCUUGCCUUAAGAAGAGCUCGAGUUUUCGAGUUAGUUUUAUUAUAUAAUAAUGUGGAAACCUUUGUGAUUUAGUCGGAAGAUUGCUUUAUCAAUUGAAACCGUAAUGAAAAAAAAAAUUGUUUUACAGCUCAGCGCAAGCGUUAUUUUUCGGAGAGGGAUCUGCCGAGAAAAGGAAGUGAGCCGCUGGUGAAGCGAGAGACUCCUCUGCCUAACCCAACUAACAACGACUUCGCCAACAACAACGGUUGAAACUUUACUCAAGUCAAAUAACUCACCGAAUUCAGUGCCUGCUCACUUCACUGGCUCAGAGGACAGGUCCAACGCUCCGGCUGAAGAACCGCUUGCCAAUGAUGGGUUGAUUGAGAGGUCUAACACACCCACGGAAGAAGGUCCUGCCGUCGAAGAUCACGUUUUCAAGAUGGACCUCCUUCAAGAGCUUCUCAAGCCGAUGCUCCCAUAA